Messenger RNA from Meloidogyne enterolobii, 432 nucleotides. NCBI's taxonomy places the organism in Eukaryota, Metazoa, Nematoda, Chromadorea, Rhabditida, Meloidogynidae. The record is from the annotation of a GenBank genome assembly.
AUGGAAUUUAUAUUAUGGAAUCGUGAAAAUUUUGAUAAAAUUUAUAAUUGUACGGGAAUUAAUGUUGAUGAUAUUCCAAUUGAAAAAAGAAGAUAUCCAAUAACUGCAAUUAUUUGUAUAUUACUUGGAUUUAUAUAUUAUCCUUUAUAUUUUCCUCGUCUUUACUUUUUUUGGAAGAAUAGAUCAAAAAAUCCUUGUUAUAUACUUUUAAUUUAUCUUUCAUUAAUGGAUAUUUGUAUACUUUGGGUGCCAACUUUUGCAGUUGGAAUUUUCAGUCUAAAUUUUCAGUCUAAUUUCAGUCUAGGCCUUCCAAAAUUCUCAAAAUUCUUGCCUGCAGCGCUGGAAAUGGAAGAAAACUGGCUUCUUGGCCUUCCAAAAUUCUUAAAAUUUUUGCCUGCGGCGCAAAGAAAUGGGUUAAAUCUGGCUUCUUAG